GCCAAUUCAGAAUGACAGUGAAGUUCUUCUGAAGCUGAGGUGUUGCCUUCAGGGUUUUGCAGCUAGCAAUGAAUUAUAGCUCAGACCUAACACCAAUUAUUUGCUCACUGUAAUUUCAGAAGUAUUACGUAUGUGGGAAAUCGCAUGCCAAAGCAGUGCAGGGAUACAGGAAAGGGGGAAAAAAUGGCCUAGCCCAGCUGAUUGGCACAUACACACCUCUUUUGAGUUUCUUGUCCCAGUAUUUAGUAUUUGAGAUUCCUUUGUCUGGUAUGAGUGUCAUGGCUAUUUAUGGAGUGCAGUGUUUUGCAACCAUAAUUAAGGGUGUGUGGAGACUGUGCUAAAAAGAGGACACCAUAAAGAAGCACAGGGAUUUCAAACUCUGGGGUGAUCAGCAUGUGGUUCAUCACUCAACUCCUAGUUUGUACCUGGGUCCUGUUACCCUUCAGUUCAGCACGUCCAGGUAAGAAUUUCCUUCUGCCUCCCCAACACUGCACAGCAGGAACUAUCUCCCUUCUUCUGUUUUAUUCUUUCCUGCUUCAUUACUUUAAGAUUGGAAGCUCUUGUCCCAGGAGAGAAGCUGUGAAGAACAUGUUGACUCAGAAACAAUGAUUUUUUCCCCUGGUGGCAUUGAGUUGUAUGGAGUAUCGAAAUCUCUUUUUUAUUUAAAGAGCAACAUCAUGUUCUCAUCUGUUUACUGGGGGAUUUAGUGAGGUUUACUAUUGAGUAAGAUUGCAUAGGAUUGCACUGUUAAUAUAUAUAGGGUAGAAGUGGAAAAGAAGCAUUUGUGCGAGGUACAGAAGAUGCUUUCCUUGCCUGGGCUGUGGAACAAGUCCAGUGGGCAAAGUUUAAAGAAGAAUCAGGGCAAUACUGAGCAGGAAGUGUUAUGUAAUGCUGAAUAGUUGUGCUAUGGGCUGAGGAGGCAAUGUCUCUUUUGCUACUGAGCCUGACAGCUGUGGCUUCUGAGGAACCAUGUUGUAUCUCCUUGACACAUUCCUUCUAGUUCCUUUGGUGGCCCAUAUAGGUAUACGCUCUGCUCUGCUUCUUCUCAUCCCCACCCACUGCCUUCUUGAGUGAGAAGUGACUGAAGAGGAGAAGGACUAAAAAGCAGCAGUCACUGUGAGGACAGUGCCAUGCCAGUGCCCCACAUGAAGUUCCCCCUUCAUGGCAGAAGGGGGUGGCAAAGAGACCUGAUAAGGCAGAAGGCUGCAUGACAUUAGACUUUUUAUUUUGGUCAUUUGCAAAUGAUAGUGCAUGAAAACAUAAAAUGACCACUGCUGGAUCAGUCCAAGUCUGUUUCAGCAUACUCCAUUCAGUUUUGGUCAGGCGAUUGUUUUUCUUAAGGCAAUGGGUGGCGCAUGCAGAGAACCCCUUUUCCCCAUCCAUGUACUCCCCAACAACUGGUAUACAGUGGAAUACAGACGGAAAGCAUUUAAUUGUUAUGGCUAAGAGUAGUUGGUGCUGCUUUCCUCCUGUCAAAGUCAUUGAAGUUAAUGGCUAUCACCUUGUAAAAUUAAUUAUGCUUGAUAUAAUGAUAUAAUAUUUUAUCUGUCCUGAAACUCCUGCCAAUCACUUUCAUUGGGUGUCUCUGAGUAUUAUGUAGCAUUAUAAAGGAGAGAUUUAAAACUGCUCUCUAUCCUGUGUUUCCACAUUAUACAUAAUGUUUAUUCUCUCUACCUCAAGGUCUCCAAACACUUAGGGGUCCCCCCUCCCCAAGGAUCAUUUUGCAGGCACUUUCCCAUACCUUUCCCAGGUCCACAAUAUCAUUGUAUAUAUUGGUACACGAAUGCCGCUUACUAUCCCACAGCUCCAGUAUUAAUUAAUUGUGAGAAAUGUCAUUUGGGAAGGGUCAUAGCUCAGCUGUAAAGCAUCUGAUUUGUAUGCAGAAUGUUCUGGGUCCAGUUUCCAGUAUCUCCAGGUAGAACUGGGAGAAACCUGCAUCUGAAAUCCUUGAGAGAGACUACUAGUCAGUGCUGAAAUAGAUGCAACAGUGGUAUGGUUCACUAGAACAGCUUCUUAUCUUCCUAAAGUCAGUGAACUCCACCUCCCCCCAAAAAAACCCCUCUUGUGACUUCCUAAGCUUACAUUGCAUGUUUCAUGGUGUUUCCCCCCCCAAUUUUUUUUUUUGAAGAGGAAGGAAUUAUUCAGUGUUCAGUAUAAAUGAUACUGAUGUUCAAGGGCCGAUUACAAACAUUCUUUAAUAUCUGGAAUUCAAUACCAGAGAGCCAGUGUGGUGUAGUGGUUAAGAGCGGUAGUCUUGUAAUCUGGGGAACCGGGUUCGCGUCUCCGCUCCUCCACAUGCAGCUGCUGGGUGACCUUGGGCCAGUCACACUUCUUUGAAGUCUCUCAGCCCCACUCACCUCACAGAGUGUUUGUUGUGGGGGAGGAAGGGAAAGGAGAAUGUUAGCCGCUUUGAGACUCCUGAAGGGGAGUGAAAGGCAGGAUAUCAAAUCCAAACUCUUCUUCUUCUUCUUCUUUUUGUAGGCUACGAAGUUGUGGAAAACAACAUUAAAAUAAUAUGAUCUACUAAAUUUAAAUCACAAUGGUCUUUACCCGUUUUCUUUAACUGUUUCAGACGUUUCAUCCUGUGUCUUCCCGUUUAUCUAUAAAAACAAGACAUAUCAUACCUGCACCAAAGAUGGAUCCAGGUUCCAUUGGUUGUGGUGUGCUACAACCAGUUCCUAUGACAAAGACCACCAUUGGAAGUCUUGCUAUGAGACAGGUAACCACAUCACCAGAGUUUGAAAAUCUCAGUGAAGGAAGUGUAUGCACACACACACAUAUUUACUAAGAAGUAAAUUCUACUGAGUUCAAUGGGAUUUAUUUAUUUGACUUCAUUUUUGAAUUACUACUACUAUGACUACUACUACUACUAUUAUUUAUACUCUGCCCAUCAGGGCAGGUUCCCUAAAAAGAUAUUGAAGCAAUUUCACAAUAAAAAUAAUCAACAAUUAAAAACAAUUUCGUAUGUACAAACAAUGUCAUUUAUACAAAUAAUUAAAAAUUGUUCCAUAUAUAUAAGAACAAUUUGAAAUCUAAUGACGAUUGUUAUUGUUGGCAUUUGUCUGUCUCAGGAGACCAUGGAAGAGACCAUGACUUCAGGGGUGAAGUCAAACCAUUGGGAGCGCUUACAGUGCCUGCUAUGGCUCUGGAGACCAAUGGUGAAACGUUUUGAUACAGAUGCAGACCGGGAUAAAGACAAUCACUUCAAUAGGCAGCAGAAAGACAAUAGAGAUGACAACAGUCCAAUAUUUAACAAGAGAAGAGUUCCAAAGGAUAGGUAUCACUAUCCUAAAGGCUUGGUUUCCAUACCAUAUGGAAAGAAAGUCCUGAUGAGAUGGUAUCUGCAGUAGGCCCUCUACUGCAGAGCAAAGUGAUCUGCGAAGUGUGCAUAGAACUGCUCUCCUCUUCUUAGUGUUGAAGCUCUUCUCCUCUUGUUUCACCCACAAGAGAUGAAAGAAAACAACCUCAAACCCUACAGAAUGAGCAGAUGAGUUCCUGUAUGUCGCAAAUGUAUUUCUGUGCUGCCAAGCACCACAAUUCAGUUGUUGUAGCAGUGGUUGUAGUAAUCACCAUCACAGUAAUUUUAAAUUAUAUAUUUCAAAACAAUGUGAUAAAAAUAUAUUAAACAAAAGCUAAUUCCAUGAAUAGGAUAAGAGCAGCAUCAAGACAAUUAACAGUCAGAUUAGUCUGGUGGUGUGACCUAUCCAAAAUAAUUUUGAAAAACAAGUGGUGUUUGCAGUGUUGCAGACAGCCAUUAGAGAGAGAGACUCAGUUAAUUAUAUCUAGAUUUGUAUCAUUCAGAAACACUUUGAGAAUCCAAUGCAAGUUCAGUCAGCUUGCCCAAGAAUGGAACUUUCUAUGCAAGUCUGGUUUCUGCAAUUUGCUGAAUGACUUUGGUUAAUUUUAGUAUGAUGUAAUUUGGGCUCAAUUACUCUGAAGUGGUACAGCCAAGAAACAGGCUUACUGUUUGCUUUUUGUGGGAACCAGGCCGCAGUGUUUUGAGCUUCAUUGUAACAUGUACCCAACAGGCAUUUUAAGCAGAUAUCUAUCUGCAGAUCUUCCAUAUUCUUUCAUUUGUAUGCUAAUUUAUCUCUGGCAGAAGUAAUAAGAUUACCAUCAGUUUCUAUGACUUGUUUACAAUGACAUCUUUUAGGAAUUGCAGUUAACAUAUCCAAGGAGUUAGCAGAAGAUACAUGAGGUAUUACCUAGAUCUGAGUUGAAAUUUCUCAGAAAAAAAAGUCUGGUCAAUUUUUGAAGAAAUUAUUUUUCAACUUCAGCCUGAACCUUUGGAGAAUUUGGAGAACAUCAGCCAUCUCUUGGAGAAUAUUAUGUGUAAUGGUCCUCCCAGCUUAGCCAUUUAUGAAUAUUGGGUGCAACUAUGAAUCCAUAUCACUCUGCUGCUUAUUAUGCCAAAACACCAAUGAAACUUUGCAGUCAUAAUUCAGUGCAGUCCUAAAUAUGCUGAAAUUUGCUUGUCUCAGUGUGUUGUGAAGCACAUAGACUCUCCAUUAAACUGGUGUCAUAAUAUUUGCCUCAUAUAUUUCUUGUCUCCAAACAGAGCAUGGCGGCAACUCUCAUGGAAAGCCCUGUGUGUUCCCCUUUGUUUACAACGGGAGGACAUUCUAUACUUGCACAGAUGAAGAAGUCAUGCCCAGGAUGUUUUGGUGUGCAACAACAAGCAGCUAUGACAAAGACGGAAAAUGGAGCUACUGUGCUGAUACUAGUAAGCCUGUCCAUGAUAGCCAGCUUCAUGGUUCAGAACCUUCUGCACUACCAAAGUGGAAGUAAAGCAAAGCAACAAGCAGCAGAUGGUAACCGCUGGUCUAAUUAAGACCAGCAAGAUAUGGCAUAAGUCUAGAAAGAAGGCAGAGGCACAAAAAUAGCAUUAUGUACUGACCUACACUGAUAUGUGUAUUAGGGUGUCUAAGCAACCUUUUACACCCCACCCCCAGAAGUUGUUGGGAUACAACUCACAUCAUCCCUGAGCAUUGGCAAUGUUGGCUGGAGAAGAUAAGAUUUGGAGCCCAACAACAUCUGAAAGACACCCCAAAGUAAUGCUUAUUUGUUUUCCUUCUAUUAUGACUUCAUGGUAAUUUAAGGGACAUGCUGCUGCUCCCAGCCAGCGAUGAGGUUUUAUUGUUCCUCACCCUGAGAUCUUGGAAUGAAAAGCAGGUUAAAAUAUUUUAUAUAAAAUUACUGGCUUUAUGAACCCCAGUAUCAUUACUGGUACUGAUUUGGAUUCUUUUCUUGCCUCUGGAUGACAUUUUAGGUUCAAAAGACUAAGUUAAAAUCUUAAUAGUUACAGUGUCAAAUUCAGCCACCUUCCUUGCUUCCACUUGAUGAAUGGGAUGCUGACAGAACAGAUAAGCUCCAAGUUUGUUAAUUAUUUAUUAUCUCACAGCUCCACAUUCUUCUGCUCCCCAGCUUCCAGAUUAAAAGAACAGUUGAUAGUUAAUAAAAUGCUUGGUUUAAAACGAGUGAAAAUCAAUUAAACCUCGAUUAAAAUCUGUGAAGCUCUGGAGCUGGCUGCCUAGCCUGUCGCCAUCAUAACCAGAAGCCAAAAAAUUUAAUAAAGUUAUUUUUAACUGUUUCAAUCCAUCUUGUACAUUAAGAUGAUAAGGCAGAAAUUACAGUUCUUUCCCUUUGAAUAUCUCUUAUUUAUUAUUAUUAUUCUCUUUCUUUCAUUUUUAGUAGUUGUUGGGAAGUCUAAAACUGAUGUGACUCAGGAAAGGGCUUACUGUGACCCUGCAGGUAAGAACAUGAAAGCAUCUGGUUGGCUGCUUUGGGAAACUUUUGAUUUGAUAGGCUUUUGAUUUGACUCAGCAGAGUUCUUCUUAUGCAAGAAAUUAAUUGAGAAGCCCAGCUUGCUAUUGGAUCCAGAUUGCUUACAGUUGUGAGCUGUGACUGGUUCCGGUAUCUUAUUCCCAAGCUGUGCAUGUCUCAAAACAGAAUCAGACAGCAAAGUUCAGAAAAGGACAGAAAUCGAUGAAAUGCUAUGUUUUGGAGAUGAGACUUGAAUAAUUAUACAGUGCUUAUUUCAGAAUAUGACAAGGAAACUGGAUACCAACAUUUGGAAAAUACUUUUGAGCUGUAUUUAUAAUUUAAACCAUUUGGAAUAAAAAGUAAUAAUAAUGGGGUAUUGGAUAAAAAUGUAGUUACAGUAUAAGAGCAGUAGCCUGCUACAGCAAAAACAGAAACAGCUAAGAGUCCUGAGACAUUUUAAGGAAUGACAAAUUAAUUAUGGCAUGAGUUUUCAUAAAUUUGACUCGAUCAGAUGCAUGGAGCAUUAUUCUUAGUUGGCAAGUGUGUGUGUAUAUCAUUAGCACAGUCUUUCACCACAGAAAUUGUCUUGGUAGGUUAUAGUAAAUUUAAGAAACUGAAGAUGAAAAAUACUCUUUUCUGAUGCCCAGAUUCUGCCAUCCAAUGUGGCUGCCUCCUGUUGCCUCAUAGUACAGUCAGCUCUGCUCUGUCCUCCAGGAAUUCAUUCACACACACUGAUCUUCUGGUGAAAAAAUUCCUCCUCUGUCUAAGCAUUCUCUCAAACUUUCAGCACACCAAUGAAUAACAAAGAGACCAAACAAAUCAAUCAAUCAUGCACCUAACAUUUUGCUUCUUCUUUCCCUGCAGAUCCUAAUUGCCUUGUAGCUUCCAGAGGGGUGAAAAGGUUAGAUAAUGGAAAGCAUGGAAACAUCCUGCCCAAAGAAUACAGCAGAGGUGAAGAUCAUGGAAAGGAUGAAGAAAUGACAAUCCAAGAUCCUGCCUCAUCCUUCUGAUUCUUCUCAAGCCCUUUUCAGUAUGGAACUUUCAAAUUAGCAGAACAGUUUGUUGUUGUGGUGGUGACCGUGGCGAAGCGACAUGCUCUGGCACCUAGAGCGGCGAACAGGCAGGGGCAUGGCUGGCACGCAUUGUGGGAGGCACACGUUGCACGUUGUGGGGCAAGGGGCAUGCAUCGCGCAUCCCAAGGGUGCACGGUGAGCGGCAGGCAUCCUGGGUGGGGGGGGCCCCUGCUGCGAUGGAACCCCCCAGGAAUGGCACCUGGAGUGGAACACUCCCUCCACCCCCCACCUUCGUGCGCCAGUGUGUGGUGAUUCUGUGCACCUCAACAAAACAUAGAAUGAGGGUCAUAUUGUUGAUGUAGGCUGCAACUUACAAGUAAUCUUUGGGCCUCGCCAGACUGGUGUAUUCUUCAGCAUGUUGUUGAUUUAAUUAUAAUAGUGCAUUAGUAGUGAGUCUAUACUGGACUGUUUUAUUAGUUCUUCCACAAUGCAGUAGCACAACCAGACUCCUUCAUCUGCCCCAGCUGCAACACAACAUGUCUCUCCUGUAUCAGUCUCUACAGCCACAGCAGACGCCGUAAUUAUCCAACAGUUUAGCUUCACUCACAAAGGCACACUCUUCCAUUGUCUCCUGAGAUAGAUGGAGGCCAACAACAACAGUGUUUGUUGCUGCACUAUUUGAGGGUCAUUCUUGUGCUAUAGCAUGACAAAGGUGGGAUAAAAACGAAACAUCAUCAUUGGUCUUAUAUCUAUGAUUGAGUAUCUGAACCAUCCUGGGUCCAUUUUAUUCAUGCAGCCAAGGUUCUUUUCAAAGCUCCAAUGAGAAUAAAACUUUGAUGAGUGGUUUUCAAGGUGAAAGUCUCCAUCAGAAGUCAUGGAUUUUUAUCCCUUAGAGCUGCAGAAUAUUUUUGGUUAGGGCCAGAUUCUUAUCAGGGGAAUGGAGAACUCCCUGCUUUCCUUCACCUAGCCUGGCAAAAAGGGAUCUGCUUGCUACGGCUCUUUCCAGCAAACUGAGCAAGAUUUAAGCCCCACUUGUCAGCUGUGUUAUCAGUGUUACAACAAUUUAAUUACUUUUAUAUACCUAAAAUGAUCUAAGAAAAAUGCAGUGCAUAAAACAUCUUU
Molecule: messenger RNA, 7898 nt
Organism: Podarcis lilfordi (Lilford's wall lizard)
Lineage: Eukaryota; Metazoa; Chordata; Lepidosauria; Squamata; Lacertidae
Source: the annotation of a GenBank genome assembly